AUGUCCAGCAAUACCCAGGAGUUUACCCCGCCUCUCAAAGCAGAGGAAGGGCCACAGGUGUAUCGUCCUAGUGGUUUCCACCCUGUUCAUCUUGGAGAGGUGUACGAUGGGAAACACAAAGUGCUGAGGAAACUAGGCUUCGGGAGAUAUUCAACGACAUCAAACCUGAUAACAUUUUUCUUCCAGAUCCAGGAUUAUUCGCUAAUUUCAGAACUAUACCUGCCAAAUAACCCUGCUGAUCUGGCAGACUUUGACACGUCAACUGAUCCCUCAACCAUCCGGUCUCAGCCUCUUAAGUGGGAUUACUUCCGGAAGGGAGCAAAUCUCAUGAAGUUUAAUAUUGCAUUGGGUGACUGGGGUGUCGCUAAAGUACUCAUCAGAGCUCCCUGGGGCCCAGCUGCCGAUCUCUGGAAUUUAGGAGCUGUUGUUUGGAAGUGUUCCGCGCUGUACACAUGUUUAGUAGGAGAGGUCCACCAUAUGGUUAUUACAAGGUUCGGUUCCACCUCCAUGAAAUUGUGGAUUUAUUUGGGCCAUUUCCAAGAUCAUUUCUGCAAAAAGGUGACCAAGAGCUUGUCCAAGGAUACUUUGACAGUGAGGAAAGGAUAAAAAAUUUGCCUCCACUCAACCGUCCGGGGCUGGAAUCGGAGGCAUUUCUCGGGGAAUUGAAUGGGGAAAACAAAAAGAUAUUUAUUAUGUUCUUAAGAUCGCUCAUGAAGAUUGAUCCGAAAGAGAGGAAGACAACGAUGGAUUUACUUGCUAAGCCUUGGCUCGAUGCAGUGGCCUAGCCCCUGAAUGGGUGAUAGUUGAGGUCUGGUUGCAGGUCAAACCUACAUUAUUCCGGGGUGUCCUAAAUGUGAACGAAAGUCAGAAACACAAAAAGGCAGAAAGAGAUCAAAAUGGGAAUUAAGUCUUUCGUCCGCCUUUCUUCGAGGUCACGCUUCCGCAGUUGCACGGGAGGUUAAUCCGGGGUAUCGAUGAGAGUACAACUGGGGCGUUGGGCGCAUCGUCUACGCCGCCUGCGCGUCCUCUAUCAGUCAACGUCUAAUCCUCUGGGAUGCAGCCGGAGCGCUGACUGAAACCGUUGCCCUCCCAGUGAGAUUUCAAUGCUCCGACGACCGCCUCCAUAGGUAAGUUAUCUGCCUCGCUUUACGCUGUCUGAUGACGCCUGUCAUGCUUUCCUCGCGGUAUGCAUUUGGGCCUUUUUUUGCCCUUCCAUUUCCUACCCAGAAGGACAGUUUCAACAACUGGUGAAGGGGACCGGCAG
Molecule: messenger RNA, 1264 nt
Organism: Blastomyces dermatitidis ER-3
Lineage: Eukaryota; Fungi; Ascomycota; Eurotiomycetes; Onygenales; Ajellomycetaceae
Exons: 4
Coding region: 1-606 (201 amino acids)
Source: RefSeq, a predicted model, not a curated record